GUAUGCAAAGCCAUCAAGGCCCAGUGUUUCGAGGAGACAAAAAAGACGAUCACACUAUCAGACUCAACAUUACAUAGACAGGUACACAAUGGGAGGAGUCAUACAGAGGCAAAAGAGGCGCAGUGGUGGCUGAAUGAUGCAAAAGAAGAAGAGGUAUUGAUUAAUGAGGUCACCUACGAUGCUAAACAAGGAUUUCCACUAAACCACAAAUGGCUCAAAGAACAUGCUGAUCUAAUUGCACAGGCACGUCACGGUGAAAAAUUUUCCUGUGGAAGGUGUUGGAAAGAA
Lentinula edodes (shiitake mushroom) is the source of this 288-nucleotide messenger RNA. RefSeq lists its product as uncharacterized. The annotation marks the transcript as partial. The record is from RefSeq and is a predicted model, not a curated record. The transcript has a single exon. NCBI's taxonomy places the organism in Eukaryota, Fungi, Basidiomycota, Agaricomycetes, Agaricales, Omphalotaceae.